Molecule: messenger RNA, 1343 nt
Organism: Colletotrichum acutatum
Lineage: Eukaryota; Fungi; Ascomycota; Sordariomycetes; Glomerellales; Glomerellaceae
Exons: 4
Coding region: 189-1343 (384 amino acids)
Source: RefSeq, a predicted model, not a curated record
GUGACGAUCAAUGUCUGACUAUCCCUUUACAGCGGCACUUCCGCCGACCAACCAAUAAAAGGUUCCAGCAAUUCGGUUCUGGGCCUUGGUCUCUCCUGGGCAGAAUUCUCACCAUACCCCACGACCGCCAGCUUCCAACUCGACUUGCUCGAGUUUGAGGCCGUGAUACUCCUCAUCCAAAUGCGGCUAUGAUGGCUCCCAUCGAGAGCAACGGUCCUCUGAUAGCGGGUAUCACAUGGUUCCUCUGCUUUUUCUGUGGCGCUUUCCUGGCGUUACGAGUCUACGCAAAGUUAAGUAGGGGACAGAAGCUGUGGUGGGAUGACUAUAUCUUUCUUUUCUCGUGGACUUGUCUCUUUAUCGAAUCGAUCAUCACUCAAAUGGGCGUCAACUUGGGUUUCGGCCGUCACUAUUACGACAUCACUCCCCAGACCAAUCUCCUGACGAUCGCCAUGUAUACUUCAGUAGGCGCAUCAAUAUCGUGCUUUGCUUCGACUGGUAGCAAAGUUGGGUUUGGUGUAACCCUCCUUCGGCUCACGACGGGCUGGUUCAGGAUAUUUGUUUGGUUCGCCGUCGUGACCUUGACGGUGGUUAUGCUUCCCAGCGCGACCUUGACAUGGCUGAAGUGCACCCCGGUGCAGAAGAACUUCAACAGACAGAUGCCAGGGACCUGCUGGGAUGAAUCUGUGACGCUCAACUAUGGCAUCUUCAAUGCGGCCUGGUGCGCUUUCAUGGACUUUGUAUUGGCGAUAAUCCCAUGGAAGCUCAUCUGGGGGAUGCGAUUGAGGAAACAUGAAAAGCUAGGCGUUUGCUUUGCGAUGAGCCUAGGCUGGUUGGCAGGCGUAUGCGCCAUUAUCAAGGGCAUAUAUCUCGUCCAACUAGAGCAAGGCGAUUUCUUUUUCAACGGGAAAGACGUAACUAUCUGGACGGCGGUGGAAACAGCCACGGCAAUCAUUGGAUCAUCUAUCCCAGUCUUGCGAGUUUUCAUCAAGGAAAAAGCAUCUACCCUUGGCUACGACAACAAGGUCAACCAGGACCAUAGCAACGAAAAUUCGAACAACAUGGAACUCAACACGUACCGGAGUAUGGUUACCUCUAGAACGGGGAAAAGUACCCUAUCGACGACGGAGGAGACCGAGUUGUAUGGCGCCCGGAAUCUCCCACGGAGCGGAAGCUGUCUUCUGGUGGACAUACCAGACUUCAAGCUUGAGGGAAUUGUGCGAGCUCGGAGCGUGGAUGAAGAAAGUCAAGGCGGGUCAGACGAUGAUAAGAUUUAUAAUCAUGAUGAUCGGAUUGACCUCAAUGUCCAUAGCCAGGAACAAAUAAGGUAUGUUGGCCCCAUAUGA